Messenger RNA from Effrenium voratum, 531 nucleotides. The record is from the annotation of a GenBank genome assembly. Lineage: Eukaryota; Dinophyceae; Suessiales; Symbiodiniaceae.
AUGGAGCCGGCGCCUGAGCUGUUCGGCGAGGAGCUGCAAGGGCUCUUGGAAGAGGCGUGGACACAUCUUGAGCACCGUAUAGACCAGGUGCAGAAAGAGACGCUUCAGCAAUACGCUGAGGAUCUCAAGAGAUUUGGCGUUCCAGAGGUCUCGGAGGACUUCGUUGGAAAGGUGAGAUGUCGUUUGCAUGCGGUGCUGCUGGGCCCAGUGGCGGAGGACAUGCGCCGCAAGGUCCUUCCGGAGUCGGAGUCCGACGCACAACUCGUGCUGGAUGACCUUCUGGACAGGUGGGAGCUCGAGGUGGAGCCGUUGCUCGGGGAGGCGGCCCAACAGGAUGCGCGCCUCAUCAGGCGCUUGGAGCGGAAAGCCCAGCGGGGCACGCGGGAAAGUUGGCAGGCCAAGGAGAGCGCCCGCUGGUGUGGGCGCCCUGUAAGAGUGCCCUGCAGGCCAUCGAGGAGCCGCUGCGGAGAUUGUCGGCCUUCAUGGCGGACUUGCCUGCGGAUCGACUGGCUGCCGCAGUGCCCUCGGUGA